This is a messenger RNA of Egretta garzetta (little egret), 6495 nucleotides long. RefSeq names its product DnaJ heat shock protein family (Hsp40) member C7 (gene DNAJC7). Gene Ontology annotation, molecular function: protein binding. The record is from RefSeq and is a predicted model, not a curated record. NCBI's taxonomy places the organism in Eukaryota, Metazoa, Chordata, Aves, Pelecaniformes, Ardeidae.
AAAUGUUGGUUAUGUUGCUGUUGUCUGCUCUUGUGAAAGACCCAUGGCAGACUUUUGCUUUUAUGUUCCAGUUGCACAGUCUUUAGACUAUCCAUGCAGAUACUUGGGUGUGCAGACACAGUAUUUUCCUAGUUUGGGGCAUGCUAGAAGCAGAAUCAUUCAAGGAACAAGGAAACGCGUACUAUGCCAAGAAAGAUUACAAUGAAGCGUACAACUAUUACACAAAAGCCAUAGAUACCUGUCCUAAUAAUGCCAGUUAUUAUGGUAACAGAGCUGCCACACUCAUGAUGUUGGGGAGAUUCCGAGAAGCACUGGGAGAUGCUCAGCAGUCUGUCAGAUUGGAUGAUAGCUUUGUAAGGGGCCAUCUACGGGAAGGGAAGUGCCAUCUUUCCCUUUUUUUUUCUGCCAGCCGCUGCUUUCAGCGAGUUUUAGAACUGGAUCAUAAGAACACCCAGGCACAGCAAGAGCUGAAGAACGCCAGUACUGUACUUGAGUAUGAAAAAAUAGCUGAAGUGGAUUUUGAGAAACGGGAUUUCAGGAAGGUUGUAUUUUGCAUGGAUCGUGCUUUGGAGUUUGCUCCUGCUUGUCACCGAUUCAAAAUCCUCAAGGCUGAAUGUUUAGCAUUAUUGGGUCGCUACCCAGAAGCCCAGUCUGUAGCAAGUGACAUCUUACGAAUGGACUCCACAAAUGCAGACGCUCUCUAUGUCCGUGGUCUCUGCCUUUAUUAUGAGGACUGUAUUGAGAAGGCAGUGCAAUUCUUUGUCCAAGCACUCAGAAUGGCUCCUGAUCAUGAGAAAGCAUGUCUUGCCUGCCGUAAUGCCAAAGCACUUAAAGCAAAGAAAGAAGAUGGGAAUAAAGCGUUUAAAGAAGGAAACUACAAACUAGCAUAUGAACUAUACACAGAGGCACUAGGGAUAGAUCCAAAUAACAUAAAAACAAAUGCCAAACUCUACUGCAACCGAGGGACAGUUAAUUCAAAGCUUAGGAAACUUGAAGAAGCAAUAGAUGACUGCACGAAUGCGGUAAAACUGGACGACACGUAUAUCAAAGCGUACUUGAGGAGAGCACAGUGUUACAUGGACACAGAACAAUAUGAAGAUGCUGUAAGAGACUAUGAGAAGGUUUAUCAGACGGAAAAAACGAAAGAACACAAGCAACUUCUAAAGAACGCACAGGUGGAACUGAAAAAGAGCAAACGGAAAGACUACUAUAAAAUCCUCGGGGUUGACAAAAAUGCCUCUGAAGAUGAGAUCAAGAAGGCUUACAGGAAAAGGGCACUAAUGCAUCAUCCAGACAGGCACAGUGGGGCAAGUGCAGAAGUACAGAAGGAAGAGGAGAAGAAAUUUAAGGAGGUUGGUGAAGCCUUUACCAUCCUGUCAGAUCCCAAGAAGAAGGCCCGCUAUGACAGCGGGCAGGAUCUAGAGGAGGAUGGAUUGAACAUGGGAGACUUUGAUGCAAAUAAUAUCUUCAAGGCCUUCUUUGGUGGGCCAGGUGGCUUCAGUUUUGAAGCUUCUGGGCCUGGAAAUUUCUUUUUCCAGUUUGGCUAAAAACAAAAUCCCUAAACCUCAGACAUACCUGAUCUGCUUAUUUUAACCUUGAAUACGGACAUACGUAGACUCCUUUCUUCAUCAUGUCUCACUGUACUUAGAGCAGUUUCAUUUUUCUCGGUUGGAGACCUCUGUUUUGUGUGCUUUUGUGUGUGAAGAGGAAACCAGCUCGGGGAGGGGAAGGCUUGUGAAUUUUGUUUUACUGUUAACUUUAUUAAAAAAAAAAAAAAAAAAAAAAUAAAGCUUUGAAUCUUUUGGUCCCUCCACGCUGGCCCGUACUUUCAGACUGUUCCUGCUCCUCAGCAGAGAGGAUUUCCCUGAAGUCCUCCCGGAAUCUCAACUUGUAAGAGGGUGAAGUAAUUCCUUAUUUUGUUUUGGUUGGCUCCCAAGUGCAGCAUGGCAGCAUGUUUCGGGUUUGUAGUAACUUGUAAGUUAUCUUAAUCUUCUGAAAAUAUUGCCAAGAUUCAAUCAGGUUCAUACAAUCACAGUUUAAUUGCCAGCUGUCUCUUUUUUUUUUUUUUUUUUCUUUCUUAUUUUCCUUUUUUUUUGCCAUGGUUCUGCCAGAACGGUACACUUGGGCAUUAACUUAAAUGAUCAUGUGUGGGCUUAACGAUUUUGUAUUGGAUUUAAAAGAGCAGCUUAUAAUUCCCUGUGAUGCAGCUAGAAUUAAGGGCUUUGUGUUUCCACUCCAAGAAUUGUCCUGUUUGAGGGAAUAUUGAAUUUGCUCUGGGCUGAAUUUCUUCAUGGUACUUUUUUUUUUUUUUUUUUUUAAUUAAUCCACUUGAACAUUUAAUGUUUGUGCUGAAACUUGAUUUUUGUUGAGCCUGAUGUUUGAUUUCAUGUGAACUGAUCCAUAACGCGGACGAGCUCUUGCUAGCUCUGAAUAAAUGCAAAGUAAUAUUCAGGUUAAUAAUGGAAAACGGUGACUGUGUGCGUGCAGCAGUGUGCUCUCAUCAUGUUUACAGGAACUGUACAAAUACGUUAAACCUGUCGAGUAGUUUUCAACUAGCAGUAGUUUACUAGUCCAAAGAAGCAAGCAAAUGCACAGUCGAACUCGGAACUGACAGUCUCUCCCUUGCUUCUCUUGCACGAGGCCAGGACGAGUGCUGGAGGGAUGAGCUUAAAGCCUGGAGCCGCGUGCAGCUGCGCCGUCUCGAAUUGAAAAAUGGAUUUGGCUUGGUGGUGCUGCCAGUUACCGUGAACGCUGGUUUAGUUGUCACCGUAAAUGUAGUGUUACAGCAAGCUCUCAGCUGCGAGAGGACUCUGCCUCCAGAAUCCUUCCCUUUUUUUUUUUUUUUUUUUUUUUUCCCUAGAGAGUGAAGAAUCGUUUUGUCCAGGUGCUUUGUUCACGUUAAAUGCUCUCUGUGAAACGGUUCUGGAGCGCAGCGCGUGGCAUUGCCUGGCAGAGCUUCGGGCAGUCGUGCUCGGCCGUGGGGUUUGAGGGAAGGAUGUGCUGGCACCGGGCAGCGCCAGCGAGAAGGGCAGAGUCUCGGCAGCGUUGCCGUAUCUGGAGUGUUCUGAACUUGACCCGCGGUAGCGUAGCGACCUUUGGAGGGGCCGAAUGUUGCUUGGCUGAGAAAACGGGUGUUCACCCAAAUCCAUGCAAGACUCUUUCCUAGAGAAACCUGACGCUAACUUUUCUAGACUAUCCGAUUUAUCUUCUUACUGCAGAACAAAAACCGCAAUGAAUUCCUUGCACGGAAUGAUUACUUUGAAUGCUGACAUCUUUGUCUUCCUUCCUUUUGAGGGCUGUACUCGUCCUGCUCAGUGGGACAGAGUCGCUAGGCUGCAAUGCAAGUUAACUUCAUUUCCAACACUUGCAAUAGUGUCGUGGUGCUGCUGCCGCCGCCGGGUCCUACAGUCCCGUGGUUGUGUUUUGUCAGAAGUUUUGACAAUCUGCUUCCAUAGAGGGAAGAUUUCAGGGCUUACAUCCCAGUACUGCAGAAUAAAGGAAGAAUUUUAUAACUCGUUCGAAAGUCAGCUUUUAAAAUGAGCCAAUGUUGAGUAAUAUCUCCAGAGAUAGACUCCAGCGUUUAUUCUGACUUCCUUUGCCCCGGUGUAACGCGAUGGACUCACCCGGGUUGCACUGAAUGCAAAAGAAGGUCCUAGAAUCUUUCAGACUCUGCAAGGGCGAAUACCUGGGGAAUUGAAAUACUGGUCUAUGCAUAUCGAUACUUCUCCAGUUCUCAUGGCACUGGUAAAUCAGAGUUUACAGGGCUUGGCUUAGUGUGGCUUUCUGGAUUCAUAACGUCGUGUCCUGUGUGUGUUGAUAUUACUGUACAGUUUGGACUUUUCUCAGUCUUGUAUCAGCGUGCAGAGACGCGUCCUGCAUUUGUCUGUGGGUUUUAUGAUUAUUUCCCCCUCCGCCCCGUUAAGUACAACAGGCUUCCUUCUCUCCAAGCUUUGAGUGAGACCAUUCCUUGGACGGCAGAAGUGGAAUGGCCUCUCUUCUGAGAGAAUACACGUAUACAGCAGAUAUUUAUAAAACUGUACAUGAAUGCAUGAUUUGAUGUAGUUAAAUAUUAAUAUGGUGAGUGCCAAGACUUUUCUAAGGAGCGUUUAUUACGGGAUUCAAAGCGAAGGUGAACACGCGUUCCCUUGUGCGCGGAGCGCUGGGGUUUGAGCGGCGUUUGGGGGCUCUCCCCUUACCUCAGGGCAGCAGCAGCGGCGCCUGGAGGUGGAGGUGCGGUGGCAUCGUAACCUCCGCCGUGUCCUGGCAUGGCUUGGAGACACGGGACUCUGUUCCCUUCAGAAAAACCUGCUUAGAUGUGCGUUGCUUGAAACGUUGCCUUUCACACCUGGUAGUUGCCGAACAUCCUUCGCGGGUUGGGUUUUGUACAUAGCCACGGGGAACCUUAGCGCCAUUUUUCUAGCUGCUACCGCUCUGCAGACCUCCCCGGCGUCCUUCGGCUCGGCAGGAGCUACUGGCUGUAGGAAUUUGCCACCGAGAUAAAGGAAUAAAUACCUGCAAGUGAUUUGAUGCCUGUGCUUUCUCUAGAACGAUAAAGAGCCGAUGAAGGCGAUAGGAGGCGGUUGCUGUCGGUGGUACCCUUGAAGCACAAGCGCGGUGGGAUACGCGUGCCGCCAGCCUUAUUUAGAAGCGCGCUGUUCCCUUUGGGGUGACUGUAGGCCACCACGUGAGCUUGGCAGCUGGAAGAAGCCGGUGGUUAAGCCCUUCCUUUUAAUGAGGCGAGUUCUCUUUCUGGGAGUCAGCCUCUGUAAUUAUCGAAAGGUUUAUUUUUUGGCGUAACAGCAAGAGCCUUAAUACUUAACCCUGCAGCGUACCUAAACGUGCCCCCAGCCCGUUCCACGGCAGAAUCCCUUGUGCCCGGAUCUGCCCGGCGAACAGCCCAAAAUACAGACGCUGGAGGGGAACUGUUGGUACUGUGAGAGCUCCUGCCGAUGGGAAGUACCCAGUGGUAGCAGAGACCGGGCUGGUGUGUAAGGGAGGGAUCUUUUCAUGGGCGUGACGGGAGUGGUUGCUGUUGAGCAGCUCGAUAACUGACGGGGUAGCUGUCGGCUUCCUCCAUGGAAGUUGUAAACUACAGGAAAAAUUGUGUGUGUGUGUGUGUGCGUGGGGAGCGGCGUGGCUCUCGGCAGACCGAGCGUGUGAAGUGAAGCUCCGUUGUGGUGACUCUAGAGCGUUUACAAGGAGAUAAGGACUUGUUUGACUCUUACGCUUCCCCUCUGAUGGGGUUUUUUUUGCCUAACCAUGAUACUUGUGGUGUCUGAGCUGCUGUAGGGAUAGGUUCAAAUUAAAAUGGAAGCAGUUUCAUGCUUUAAAAAUGAAAACAUGCAUCAGUAACAUUAGCGCGUGGGAGAUCCUUGCAUGUACGAUGGUCUGGCCUCCAGACCACAAAGCCUGGUGUGGUUGGUUUUUGUUCUUGUGUGGAUUUACUUUACAAAUCUGAUGCUGUGUCAGCUCCACCUUUUGUGGGGGAGUCUUGGGAAUCCUUUCCGGAUACACUGAACCUGGACUUGAAAUGGGCUGUAAAGACCGUUACGAUGCUUCUGGCUGCCCACUUUGAUGGGCUCUUCGUUGUUUGGGCUACACAUGCUACGUAGGAAAGUACGUGGUGUCGUUUGUGAACUUGGAAGCGUUGCUGUAAAGCUGGAUCCUUAGUGCUAAAGGCUUCUGACUGUUUUGUAAAUACAUUUGUGCAAUUGGGAAGAAAAAAAAAAAAAAGAGAAACAAAAAGAAAAAGCGUAGGGACGACAGUAUUGUUACCCAGGGAAUAUUGCGAGUCCCUCGGCUUUCAGUAUCUGACAGGGAUACCGAGUGAAAGCUGCUGUGCUGUUGUUUCGUUUCCGAUACGGAAACUGGCUCAGCUCCUGCGCCCACCCGCGAGCGCUGGUCUCCGAGCUGGCUGCGUGCCGGGGGGGCCGCGCUCGGCCGAAUCGCUCUUCAACCGAUCGAAUGACCAAAGCAUUUGGACCACACAGUGGUUUGCUCUCCUUUCAAAAUCACUUCCUCAGUUUCAAGAAUAACUAAAGAUAUUCGCUUAUCUUCAGGCGGAUGGUUUUCAUCCCGUUUAAAUUUGUGCCUUGUACCUUCCCCUCCCCUUUCUUAGGGAGAAAGGACAGCUCGUGUGUUGCACCGACCCGAGUUUCUCCGUGCUCUCGGGCCGUUGCAGUAGUGCUGUAGCUACGGCUGCAAGGCGGCAGAGUGGAUCGCAGCAGUUCUGCGACCCUCCGUUCUCCCGGGGGCCGCUCGCACGCGGCCGUGCUCUAUUUAUUCCGGAGAUGUCCCCAUUGCCCCCGCUUACCAGGGCAGCAGGACCUGUGCUUGGCUUGGAAAGACGAUGCGUAAUGCUUUGGCCUUCCGCAACGCGCCCUGGCUUUCCCCGCUCCUGCAGGGUCAGGGACAGGAUUCUCCCUUCUGCUUUGAGUAGUGCUAGGCAAGUUUUCACUCUACCAUAGAUCGGACCUCGGAAGGAAAGCGCUGGUG